AUGCCCAAAAUCGCGCCACCCACAAGUGGGCGGCGUUCAUGUGGAGUGGGAGGGGCCGACGCGGUGCCGCGAACUCGUCAGACUGUAGUUGUCGCACCGACCAGCAGCGCCAUGUCUUCCCAAGUCCGCGGAUCUCGUCCAAAUCAGGAGCGACGCAACGCAAGAGAACGCAGCCGCGUGCAUCAGGUGAACCAUGGCUUCGACCUGUUGCGAACACGCGUGCCCAAAGCUGGCAUUAACAAGAAAUUGUCAAAGGCUGACACUUUACGAGAAGCUGUGAGAUACAUACAGUAUCUUCAAAGUCUAUUACUCACCGAUGGAGGGAUGAAUCAAACAGAAUGCAUGACGCAAAUGGCCCAACCAUGUUCCGUAAAUCAGUCAAUCUAUCAGCAAUCCGAGAUGGAGUUUGACGUCUACUUCCCCUCCAACGCGUCCUCUAUCGCAUCGCAACAGACUAGUCCGACAAAUUCUGUCUAUGCACCACCUCAGCUGCCUCCUUAUAAUCACGUCACCGUAGCCGAUAUGCAAACACAGGAAGUCACUGUAGUGAAAGUCAAUGAGGGUGUUGAUUGGUGUGUUUGCGAUCAGCGCACGGAUGAGCCGAUCGUCAGCUCAUCGGCCACGGUUGCAGCUUUCAGUCAACAUUCUGUCGCAUUAGUUAUGUAA
This is a messenger RNA of Cylicocyclus nassatus, 666 nucleotides long. NCBI's taxonomy places the organism in Eukaryota, Metazoa, Nematoda, Chromadorea, Rhabditida, Strongylidae. The record is from the annotation of a GenBank genome assembly.